CUAGAGUGCCAGGAAAAAAAAGUGCUGAGGAGUCCUAGGGAGAUGAGGCUAUUUUUGUUCGAAGCUGAUACUUCUAGCUGAGCCACAAGUGCUUCUUGGGAAGGGCUGAGGUUGUUUCCAGGGGGAGAACUCUGCAGAGAAGAGGCAAAGUUCAACAGGACAACAAAGAAGCAGCAGAAACAGCCAGAAAAUAAUAAUAAUAAUAACGGAGAGCCCUCCUCACAUUUUCACACAGAACCCUCUACCAGAGUUCUCAAAUCCUAAAGUACUUCGCAAAGUGCCACUUGACAGGAACUUUUCACCCGACUCAAUUUCUACGACCACCAUGACUGAGAUCACUGCUGAAGGAAAUGCAUCGACAACCACAACUGUUAUAGACAAUAAAAAUGGAUCUGUGCCCAAGUCCCCUGGAAAAGUGCUGAAGAGGACAGUCACAGAAGACAUAGUGACAACCUUCAGCUCCCCAGCAGCCUGGCUCCUGGUCAUUGCACUCAUCAUCACAUGGUCAGCAGUGGCUGUUGUCAUGUUUGAUUUAGUGGAUUACAAAAACUUUUCAGCAAGCUCCAUUGCCAGGAUUGGGUCAGAUCCUCUCAAACUUGUACACGAUGCUGUGGAGGAAACCACAGACUGGGUCUAUGGCUUCUUUUCUUUGUUGUCUGACAUCAUCUCAUCUGAGGCUGAUGAUGAAGAUGAUGAUGCGGAUGAGGACAUUGAUAAAGGAGAAAUAGAAGAGCCUCCCUUGAAAAAAAAAGAAAUACAUAAAGGAAAGGCUGAAAAGCCAGAGAAACCUGAAAGGAAAAUACAAACUAAAGUUGCACACAAAGAAAAAGAAAAAGAAAAGACAAAAGAAAAACCUAUGAAGAAAGCAACCCACAAAGAGAAAAUUGAGAAAAAAGAAAAACCAGAAAUGAAGACAACACAAGAAGAGAAGAAAGCUAAGGCUAAAGAAAAGACUGAAGAAAAGACUAAGAAAGAAGUGAAAGGUGGCAAACAGGAGAAAGGGAAGCAAGCAGCUGCAAAAGUCAAAGAAGUACCAAAAACUCCACCAAAAGCUAAAGAGAAAGAAGAUAAAGAGGCUGCAGCUGUGUCAAAGCAUGAUCAGAAAGAUCAGUAUGCAUUCUGUCGAUAUAUGAUUGACAUGUUUGUCCAUGGGGAUUUAAAACCAGGUAUUCCAAACAAGUCUUGUGAUUGUCUGUUUUAA
Molecule: messenger RNA, 1201 nt
Organism: Dipodomys ordii (Ord's kangaroo rat)
Lineage: Eukaryota; Metazoa; Chordata; Mammalia; Rodentia; Heteromyidae
Gene: Trdn
Product: triadin
Exons: 9
Coding region: 326-1201 (291 amino acids)
Cellular component (GO): sarcoplasmic reticulum; membrane
Molecular function (GO): signaling receptor binding
Source: RefSeq, a predicted model, not a curated record